Molecule: messenger RNA, 3500 nt
Organism: Misgurnus anguillicaudatus (oriental weatherfish)
Lineage: Eukaryota; Metazoa; Chordata; Actinopteri; Cypriniformes; Cobitidae
Source: RefSeq, a predicted model, not a curated record
GAAAACUGUUUUGCCCAAUCACAGCCCUUAUUUCAGUGACUGACUCUCCAAAGAGCCAAUGUUAGCAGCACUUUCAUAAGCCCCGCCCACAACCUGCAGUGGCGCUGCUAGACUGUCAGUUUGAAAGACAGAGUGAGAGAGUGAAACGGAGCAGCUACACAGAGCGAUAUUCAGAGAUCCUCUAUAAGAAAGUUUUAAAAUAGAUCGCGAAUAACUUUGGAUGCAGUAAAUAGUCAUAUUUCUGAACGGAUUCGAUUACGUGAAGUUGUCAUUGGAGUGAGAGGACGACAAAGCAAAGAUUUGUGAACUGAAAGUGGAUGAAAUCCAACGGAGAAUUGGAGUGUUGCAAAUGAGCUUAUUUGAAUAUAUAUAUGAAGUUAUUGCCUUGGCUGGGUUUUUGUUUUGUCUAUGAUUUAUUCUACGUGAUUUCCUGUGAGAGAUUCCUGUUUUGUGCCAUAUUUAAUCCUUCUGGAGAGGAAUCUGUGUAUCUGACGUGAUUAAAUAUGCACAAUGGCGAGCCAUCAACGAACCUGUUUCCACUUUGAACUGUGCUAAGAUUCACCAACUGGAGAGAUUGCCUUUUGAACUUGAGCUCAUUGAGAGAGUUUAAUAACUCUUGUUACUGAACUGAAUCAUUUGAUCAACGAACUGUGUUCAACUGAGUUGUUUGACCUUUAUUGGAACUGAACUGAAUCAUUUGAUUCACGAACUGUGUUCAACUGAGUCGUUUGAUCAUUAUUCGAACUGAAUUGAAUCAAUUUGAUGCAUUUGUGUGUUUUCAGCUCAUAUUGUUGAGUAUUCUGUUGAGUUUGAAAAGAAUAGUGAUCUGUUCUGAGAAAUUUGAAUCACAUUCAGUGUUCUGAGUUAAAUUGAAUGUCAUUUCAAUAUUUUUUUGGGGUUUUAUUGAAUGUAAUAUUUUGCUGAAGGUCAUAUUAUUUGUAAAAUACUUUCCCUGAAGUGAAAGAAAAACACACUACUGUUUUAUUUUGAGAGUUUUAUUUAUUUUUAUAUUUUGUGAAGAGUGUGAAACUUCAAAUUGAAUUGAAUCUGUCAAACUGUUGAAUUCUUGAUCCUAUAAGAAAUGAAAGAAGAUUGUUAAUUGUUGAUCUUCACUGUUAACAACUGAGUCUAUAUCUGUGAAUUAUUCAUUGAAACAAAUAACAAAAUAGAAAUUUUCUACAAUAAUACAAUUCACUGAAUCAGAACAAAACUUUGUCAGUCACUUACUCACCUGCUGUACUGCCUCCACUCUCCAGUAGACGUUCCUUGCUUCUGAUAUUCAUUGGCCCAGACUGAAAAUUAUUACUAGCUGUAGCGCAAUCAGUUACGUUGCACGUUACAUGUUACAACUUUGGCGAGCCAGCCAGGAGAGAGGACGCAGCAGAAAUUAAGGUGAAUAACCACUGAGAUAGACGUAUAGUGAAUCAGAAAAACAGACAAAAAUGGAUGUUGUAGGACAAGAAAAUGUCAAUGUGCAAAAUGCAGUCAUCGUUAGUGGAGUAACACUGACUGAAGAGGACCAAGUUCUAGAAACAUACCUUUCAAGAUUUGGCUCUGUGCGACGCAAUCUGCUAAUUGAUGAUCCACAGUCAGAAUUUCAUCGCAAUGCAAUAGUAGAGUUCACACACAGGUCAGCCAUGAGCAAUCUCGAGCCCCAGCUGCCUCUAACCUUAGUGAGCCCCACUAAUACAGACAUUGUGUUCCGUGUGCGAGCCCUGGGUAUGGUGCACACCCCCACCAUUAGUACUGCCACUGUUGAGUGCUUGGAGAAACUACAGACAAUAGCAAACGCCAACGGAGAAACUUUACAAAAUGUCCUCCAACGAGAGUUGAUGAAGGUUGGUGGGGCGAAAACUCCAGUUGACGUGCCACAAGAGACAAAUCCCUUGACAAGCGCUACUAGCAGCCCCUCACGGUUGGAAGGAUUCAAGUCACCCUCUGUCUUGAGAUUGGAACCCGAAAACCCAGCCGCAACACAAAAAUUAACCACAGAACGGGUAGCCCAUCCCCCGUUAGAAAAUCCACCCUUUCAAGAAAUUCAACGUAGAGGAUCACAAAACCUGGCCUCGGAGCAACGUAGUAGUGGGAACCGCAGUCCCUCCGUCACAGUGACAUCCCAUCCCUCACUCACAAUGGACAUGAUUGACCCUCCCAGUGUGCAGAAGGUGGUUGUAGAACAUAUUGUUAGAACCAAUGAUGGAGCCCCAUUGCACCAGGCCUCUUUCCGCCUCAGAUCAUUCUCAGGAAAAAUCCCCAGGCCCAUUAAUGAGCCAGAUUUUGAUACUUGGCGUGCAAGCGUGGACUUCCUGUUGACAGAUCCCUCAUUCUCUGAUCUACAUCGAACAAGAAAAAUUCUUGACAGCCUUCUCCCACCAGCCGCAGAUAUUGUUAAACAUGUGUCCCCUAACAGCUUACCUGCAGUGUAUUUGAAGUUGCUGGAGUCUGUGUAUGGCUCUGUGGAAGAUGGAGAUGAGCUGCUAGCUAAGUUUAUGGGUGCCCUCCAAAAUCCGGGUGAGAAGCCUUCAACUUAUCUACAUAGGUUACAAGUUCUUCUGAGUACAACCAUUAGACGAGGAGGCAUAUCUGAAAGUGAGAGAGACCGCUGUCUGCUGAAGCAAUUUUGUCGCGGCUGUUGGGACAACAGUCUCAUUGCAGAUCUCCAGCUAGAGAGGAAGAAAACAGACCCUCCUUCCUUUGCAGAACUAGUGGUGCUUAUACGCACAGAAGAGGACAAACAUGCCUCUAAAGAAGAGAGGAUGAGGAAGCACUUGGGGCUAAGCAAGCAUUGUCCUGCUACUUCGAAAAUCAGACCAUCGACACAUCAGAUAUCUGCAUACCCAUGCGACACACAAGAUAAUGAUUCUACUGAUGCAAGUUUACAGCAAGUUUGCGCACUACAAUCUCAAGCUGUUCCUGUGCAAAAACCCUCAGGUCAUCAAAACAAAGCCGCCUCAUCAAAAUCCAAUGAAGUGAGUGAGCUAAAAAGGGUUGUAGCAGAGUUGCAAGCACAAGUCACUGCCUUGAACACCGCAAUUAUUUCAAAAGAAAGUAAAGAUGAGAAAGCAAUUGAAAUUUCUGACCUUAAAAGACAGAUUGCUGCUUUGAGAGUUCAAGUCCCUACCUAUGAAGUUCACAAAGAGCACCCUGAGAGAUUUUUGCAGUCUAGAGGUCAGGUCAGGCGCAAGAUACCAGAACAAGGUGCAACAGAGUGGGCCACCCAUGACAAAAUGCCUGAAAGCAGACCCCGUCCUGGGUACUGUUUUAGAUGUGCGGAAAAUGGUCAUCUUGCCCGUGACUGUAAUAAUGCUCCUGAUCCUGCUAAAGUUGCAGAAAAGAGACGCAAGCUAAGAGAACAACAAGCCCUGUGGGAUUCCCAACACGAGGCCCUACAAAAAUCUUUAAACUGGGAACCGUCUCUGUAGAGGGGCAUACAGAGACUAGGCGAGACAAAGGCCCUAAGAAACCUACUUACUCUUUUAACCAAAACGCAUGCAGCCAAA